Messenger RNA from Rotaria sp. Silwood2, 1869 nucleotides. The record is from the annotation of a GenBank genome assembly. NCBI's taxonomy places the organism in Eukaryota, Metazoa, Rotifera, Eurotatoria, Philodinida, Philodinidae.
AUGAGUUUUAUAGCUAAUAACGAAUCACAUGUAUAUAAUAAAACACCAAAUUUUAAUCGUUUAAUUGAACGAAUUCGACAAAGUAUUCGUGAACAUGAAAUAACAAAAGAACAACAACAUAUAAAAAUUUAUUCUAUUGUUCAUUAUGUUGAACACAUAAAACGAUGUAUUCAUGAUAAUCCAUUAAUUGGUCGAGUACUUUUUCAAUUUUAUAAUACAAUAAAACAUUUUCAUUCGCAUAAUAAUCGAUUUCCUUCAACAAUUAUAUUCGAUAAUAAUGAGUCAAAAGUGAAUAUAGAAGAUAAAACUUCCAUUGAUAAUUUAUCUACAGUUAGUAGUCAAAUUGAAACAAAAUCAGAUCUAUCAAAAAUAAAUUUAACAAUUUCACAAUCAACGGAAUUAAAUAAUUUACCAACAGUAAAAUCUACUACUCAUUUUAUUCAACCAAAUCGAGUUUCUCGUCAAAUCGGUGGUUUAAUGACAAAAACAACAUUAUCAGCAAUUAAUAAGACACCACGCCAACGUACUACACAUGAUAUUGAAGUUCUAGAACAUCUAUUGAAUCGUUGUGAAACUCUUCGUCAUUUGCCAACGAAUGUUCGUCAUUAUGCUGCUCGUUCACUUUUACUUUUUACUUAUCAUCCAAGUACAAUUGUUACUCGACAAAAUUUUCUUUCGUUUCUCAAUUUUUUUAUUACUACAUGUCAAUGUAUUUUAUUACUCGAAACAAAUCAAACAACAAUAUUUGGCCAUCGAUUAAAUAUUGGUGAUAUAUAUGGAGAUGAUUCUCUUGAAUUAAUAAAUUAUUAUCAUUUAAAUGGUUUAAUAACAAGUGAAACGAAUUAUUGUAAUUUAAUAGGAUUUUUUUCAAGAGAUAUUAGAGCCUAUGAAAAUUAUUUAUCUGAUAUUAUGAAAAAAUCAUUACUUGAACAAUUUCGAGUACAAUCAAUAUUUAGUAGUAUUCAAUGGCGAAAUGAUAUUUUAGAUUAUAUUUUAAAAUGGUCUAAUUAUAAACAAUAUUCCAUUGAUGAAAUUAUUUAUGGAAAUGAAGAACACGAACAUGAGAAUUUAUAUUUUAUUUUACAUGGUCAAAUUUCUUUUGUACGCUUACUUGAUUUUCCAUUCAUUAUAAUUAAACAUCCAGAAUACAGUCAAUUUUAUCAGAAAUUGAGUAAAAAAAAGAUCAAUAAAGCAAAAAUUAAACAGAUAAAUAUAGCAGUUCAAAAUCAUUCUAGUAACGAUAACAAUUCAAUGUCAAAUUCAUUAAAUGGUUCAAUGAAUAUUAAUAAUCGUUCUGUAUUAACAGGUUUAAAUCUUCCAGUAAUUACAUCGAAUUCAAAUUUAGAAUAUAAUUCAAAUUCUCAACGAAACAUUAAUACUGUAAUAAAUGAACAAGUCACUCAACAAACUACAAAUGAAAGUAAUUCAAAACUAAAAACUACAUGGCGUUUUCUUGAAAUAUUUGUUCUUUCAAAUGGACAUUAUUUUGGAUUUGAAACAACAACAAUUCAUUCAUGGUAUCUUACUCGUAGUACAGUCGAUAUUAUUUCAAUUCCAAAAAAACGUUUUAAAGAACUUGGUUCUUUUGCACCAAUGAUAUUUGAAAAACUUCGUCAAGAUUUUCUUGAUAUAUUUCCAGAUGAAUCUUUCAUACGUAAUUCAUAUAUAAAAUAUCUUCAAACAAAUAAAUCCAAUGAAAAUGAAAUUUCAACAAUCAAAUUUAGUGAUCAUAAAAAAAGAUCAACGAUUAAUAAUCAAGAUAUGGAAAACAUUAAUUGGAUUCCAGAACAAAAUAUUCUUAGUAUAAAAAAAAUCAUUUUUUUUUUCAUAUUAAAGCACAAUAAAAAAAUUUUCUAUAGAUCAGUAUAA